UUUGAAUCAUUAAUAUCAACAAUAUAACUGAAUAUAACAACCAUAUGACUACUAUCAAUUUAUGGAGCUAAUUGUGAUCGAUAAUAAGGAUGUUGAUUACAUCCUAAAUCAAUCACGUGAUAAAAAUUACCACCGCUCAACAUUACGACAAUAUUUAUUGGAUCAUCGUACUCGUACACGAAGACGGAUACCAUUAUCAAACACGAAUCAUAAAUGGCCACCUUUUUCUAUUUUAACAAUUUUAACAAUAUUAUUAUUACAUAUCAUUACGAUUGUCCAUUCAGCUAUUCAUCCACCGCGUGAUCUAUCGGUUCAAGUACAAAGUGGUAAAUUAGUAUUGCUUGAUUGGAAUCCACCAAUCGAAGGACGUUUUCAUUCAUUCAAAAUAAUUAUCGAACCAUUAUCCGUACAAGAUGAUAGUGGUAUUCGAACAAUUGUUGUUGGCUUACAAGAUGCAACACCUGUACCGAUACGUGAUUUAACACCCGGAGCUUCAUAUCAAAUUCGUUUGUAUACUGUAUAUCGUAAUGAAGAUUCACGCCAAUAUUUGCAGGCUAAUUUUACUACCGAUCCGGCUCCAUUACCAGAGCCAAAAAUCUGGUUUCGUAAUGAGACAACAUUACUUGUGAAACUUGCUAAUCCAGCCGAAACUAUCUUUGAUCAUUACAGUGUGAAGAUCAUUCCAGACGAUGCUUACGAAUCGGUUAAAAUUAUCGAACGACCCGAACUGGGCCAUCGACCUUCGGUCGCUUUUCAUGGAUUGACGGCAGGCAAAGCAUAUAAUAUCUCUGUUCAAACGCAAAGUAUGGAUCGGUGGAGUGAACCGACAGUUGCCACUUUUACUACGAUGCCACUUGCUCCAGGCCAUAUUACAGAUCAUGAGGACUAUCCUGCACGAACCUAUUCACAUUCGGUACCAACUUCUAUACAACAACAUACACCACCUACAUUCACAAACGGUGGACCACCCGAAAUGUUGACCAUACAGGAUGGACGUGAUGCAGAAAUCCAAUGCGAAGCUACUGGAUCUCCAUUUCCCACCGUCGAAUGGUGGUAUCAAAAAACUGGCCAACCAAAACGUCGUCUUGAUCUAGAUUCGAAACGAAAAUACGAUAGUAAUGCCCAUGGAGCUUUGAUUAUCACUCAGGUAGAAAAAUCGGAUGAAGGCAUGUACACUUGUGUAAGACGUAAUAAUUUGGGUGUAAUCAACGGUACUACACGUUUGGCCGUCAUUUUGCGUACACAGAUUGAUCAGCCGCCUGUUGACAGUAAAGUAAUUCUUAGUUCGACUGCUGAACUUCAAUGUCGUGUUCGUCACGAUCCGACUAUUCCGGUUAAAGUAUACUGGACAUUUCAGAAACGCAACCUUACAGCUCUUACCUCAUCUAGAAUCAAAAUAGCUGCCGACAACACCUUGCGCAUUGAACAGGUACGAAAUACUGACGUUGGUCUUUACACAUGUCGUGUUGAAUCAGAUGGUGGUAAUGACAAACGUUCUGCAAGACUCGAUGUCAUUGAAUUGCCACACCCUCCAACCAAUGUUGUUGCCACACUUAAUGUCAAUGGUGGUCUUGUAAACGUAUCGUGGACGCCUCCGUUUGAUGGUAAUUCACCCAUCACCAAGUAUGUGGUUCAGAUGCGAACAAUCGCUAGCAAUCCUAUAAGCCAUGCAGAAACAGAUUCGAGCACGAUCACAGGAACAACUGCACAGCAGCCAUCAACCGACGACGAAUUAGUUUACGGUGUUAACACAUGGACAACAGCUUCAAUGAACAUCUCAUCAACACAGAAUUUUGUGCUCAUCACUAAUCUUCGUCCGGCCACCACAUAUCAGUUCCGUGUAUCGGCUCUCAAUUCAGUUGGUGAAGGUCAGCCCAGUUCUCCGACAAAUCCACCGAUUACAUUACCUGCACAGCCUCCAAAUGCCAGUCCAAUUGGUGUGGUAGGCGCUCCACGAUCAUCGACAGCUAUUACAAUUCAAUGGCAGCAGCCACCACCUGAAUCACACAAUGGCCAUUUGUUGGGAUACAUUGUCCGCUAUAAACUUGCUGGUUACGCCGAACAUACGCCUUGGUACACAUAUAAUGUGACUAAUGCAGCUCAAAUGUCCUGUCUGCUUGAAGAUUUGAUCGUAUGGCAGAAUUAUCAAAUUCAGGUGGCUGCAUACAACGAAAUGGGAAUUGGCCUUUAUAGUCCCAGCAUUUAUGUUCGGACAAAAGAAGGUCGACCGGCCGCCCAAGUUAGAGCAUUACAUGCCGAAGCUAUUAAUUCUACUUCUAUACGUGUUCAAUGGUCACCACCUGAUCCACAGCUUAUCAAUGGUAUUAACCAAGGCUAUAAGGUUCAAGCUUGGAUUUCGAAGAAUUUUACGACCACUACAACCGAUCCAACUGAAGAUGAUCGAUUGCUGGCUUCACCUCCAGAAUCAAAUACACAUUCCUAUACUAUUGUCGGACUUGUUUCCGAACAACCGGCUCGUGAAAUUACAGUUCCGCCAUCACCAUUUUAUCAGGAUGGACAACAGUUGGCCAUCAUGGAUGGACUGGAACCAUACACAACAUAUGAUGUGUCUGUACUUUGUUUUACUAGUGCUGGUGAUGGACCACGCUUUGAACCACCUCCGAUUGUAACCACCGAACAAGAUUUACCUCAAGAAGUAGCCUAUCUCAAAUUCCGUGAUAUUCUUGACAAAAGCGUACGCGUUAUAUGGUCUCGACCCAAAAAAGUUAAUGGCAAAUUGACAGGUUAUACACUACGUUACUAUUCUGUCGGCCAUGAACGAAGCACUGCUGUUGUCAGAAAUCUGACUGCCACCGAAAAUCAAACUGUCAUUACAAACUUAACACCUCAAACAGCCUAUACAUUCGAGAUAAAUGCAUGGACCGAAGUUGGAGCCGGACCUAUCAUUAGUUCGACAAUUCAGAGCUCGGUUCCACCGGUUCUUCCUGUUGCACCCACUCAUCUAGCGAUUUCAAACAUACAGCCUUUUUCUGUUGUCUUGCAAUUCACGCCUGGCUUCAAUGGCAACGCAUCCAUCGCUAAAUGGAUCGUCGAAGGCCAACUUUAUAAAUUGCGCAAUGCCGAAAACUGGUCAGUUAUCUAUGAAUCUAUCAAUCACACACAGGAUGAUGCCAUUACCGUUCACAAUCUUCGUCCGUACACCGAAUAUCGACUUCGUCUUAUUCCUGUAAAUGUAGUUGGUCCAGCUCUUAAACCAUCAGCUCCUUCGCCUCCUUUCCAAACGUUGCAGGCAUUACCACAGGGUCCACCUUCCAACGUUACCGUACGUACAGUAUCAGCUACCGCAUUGCGAGUUCGAUGGACGCCACUGCCACCUGAAUCAUGGCAUGGUCAUCCCCGUGGUUACAACAUCACUUGGCGUCAACUGACUAACGAUGGAUCGCCAAUAAUCGAUGAACCAUUGCAUUGGCACAUUCUAUCUGAUUAUCAUUCACAUUCCUACCUCAUCACCUCGUUGAACGCAUAUACCAAUUAUGGCAUUCAGGUGUUUGCACUCAACGAUCUUGGUACAUCGCAUGGCAGUCACUAUCACAUACAACGUACCAACGAAGCAACGCCAAGCUCGGGUCCUAAUUCUGUUCAAGUGCGAUCUACUUCAUCGACAACCAUUGUAGUCGAUUGGAAUGAUGUUGGCGAGUCCGACCGUAACGGUAUUAUCCAAGGGUUCAAAGUCCGAUAUGCAAUUCUGAAAAAUGGUAAUGAUGCUCAAUUUAAAUUGAUUGAAAGCAAUUCAUCUCGAACGGCCACACUGACCGAAUUGAAAAAAUACACCCGUUAUCAGAUCAGUGUGUGUGCUUUUACUCACGUCGGCGAUGGCGUUUAUUCAACUCCAGUCACAGCUGAAACAUUCCAGGAUGUUCCGGGACCUCCGUCCAAUGUUACUUUUCCUGAUGUGACUCUUACCACGGCUCGUAUCAAAUGGGACAUACCAGAAGAGCCUAACGGUGAGAUUCUUGCCUAUAAAGUUACAUAUCGUCUUAGCGAUGAUCAGUAUUAUCAGCAAAUACCUAUUACUCGCGAAUUUCAAUCCACCGACCGAACUUAUCGAUUUUUAGAUCUUAGUCCUGAAACCUACUACAAAUUUGAGGUAACAGCCAAAACGGUUGAAGGCUGGGGUCAAGCAGCCAAAGCACUGGUUUAUACGACCAACACACGUGAACUUCCAUCACCACCAUCACAGCCGCUGAUCAGUGUAUCACAGAUCAGUUCUCGUCAAGUAACUAUUAGUUGGACGCCUGGUCGCGAUGGCUAUGCACCACUUCGAUACUAUACUGUACAAAUCUCAAGCCAAGGUGGUCAUUGGUGGACCUAUCCACACAAAAUAGACCCGACAAUUCGAUCGUACACAUUGACCAAACUUCGACCAUUCACAACAUAUCAAUUUCGUUUGAAAGCCACCAACGAUAUUGGUGAUUCCGGUUGGUCUUCAGAAUCGCCUAUCACUCGAACAUUACCAGCUCCUCCAGACACGAUGCCCGAAUCUGUUACCGUGUCGCCGUUCACACCGACAUCAAUAUCAGUCAGAUGGAUGCCCGUAAAUGAUUGGAAUGGCGAUGAAAUGGGAGCUGGUUAUCGUGUUCAGUAUUGUUUAUUAACUCAACAAGGAGUGGCCGGAUCAUGUCCAUCAACGUUAGUUCGCGGUAAAAAUCGUACUCAAGCUACUAUAGAUAAUCUCGAAAAAGAUCAGCAUUACGAAAUACGUGUUAUUGCUUUUAAUGGACAGGGUGAUGGCCCUUCCACUAAACCCAAGGUUGUUUACGUCGGUGAAGCUGUGCCUACUGGUGAACCAUUGGAAAUUCGUGCCGAACCACUUAGUUCGACCGAAAUCAAAGUUACAUGGCAGCCGCCUGAUCAAUCAAAACAGAAUGGCCAAAUUAUGGGCUAUAAGAUUUUCUACUGGGUUAAUUCGCUUAACAAAUCGAACUUGGUGAAAGAUCAACAUUCAAAAUCAUUGCCACGAGAAAUGAUGGAGAUUGUUCCUGAUACACUUGCCUCAUUUAUUCUACUCGAUCUGUACAAGUGGACCAACUAUUCAAUUCAGAUCUCUGCAUUCAAUCCAGCUGGUGAUGGGCCUCGAUCCAAACCAACGAUCGUGCAAACGCUCGAAGAUUUACCGGGUGAACUUGGUCCUAUUGAGUUUGAUGAGAUAACCAUGUCACAAGUAAAAGUAACAUGGCGUCCACCAGCCGAGCCAAAUGGUUUACUACUUGGCUAUUACAUCACAUACGAAACGUUGAUUGGCGAUUUCAGCAAACAAGUCAAACAAAAAAUUAAUGAUUCUUAUCUAGUGGUCAGUGCUCUGCGUGAACGAGUCACUUAUACAUUUAAAGUUAGGGCUGAGAACAGUGUUGGUCUUGGACCUGAACGCAUCGGCAAUGUGACCACUGGUCCUCAACACGGUAGUCCACCACCUCCAUUCGAAGUUAUAGCACAACAAACGCUAACAUCAGUCAAACUCAAAUGGAAAAAUCCAGAUUACCGAGAACCGAUUCUUGGUUAUUUGAUUGAAGCUAACAAUCUAAAUAAAAAGUCAGCUCUCGAGUGGCAACCGAUUGUCACAUUGCGCAAUGGACGCCAAGAUCGAUACGAAUUAAGCUUUACACAAUUGUCACCAUCUUCCCAGUAUCAAUUCAGAGUAAUGUCGUUCAAUCGCAUUGGUGUUUCUGAACCAGCUUAUCCAAACAAGUUGUACGGUGGCCAAUCCAUUAUAAUGACGCCUUCGCAUCUAGAAUUACGAGCCAGAAUGCCAUACUAUCGAGAAACUUGGUUCGUCAUUCUUUGUGCCUGUCUCAGUGUCAUCAUAACUAUCAUGGUAAUCGCAGCCCUUUGUGUACGUAACAAGACAUACAAAUACAAAAAAGAAGCAAUGCAAAAUACAGGCAGUCAAGAUCGUCUAAGUGAACUUGGCUUCGGCCUUGACGAGCAAUUCGAUAACCCACUUAGUCAGAUGGCUGGACAAUCGCUUGAGAUGGAAAUGCGUGGCAUGAUUAAUGGCGGUUCAACUGUUGGACUCAUCAUGCCAAAUAUGACAAUUAACAACGACACACUCGUUCCCGUUGCUGUGGCUGGCACCUCAAAUCGCAAUGAUCGUAAUCGAUCUACGCUUCGAUCUAAUCGUGGAAAAAGCAAGGACAAUAAAGCCAACAACAUGCUUAAUACUGCCGCUAUUUCGGCACAGGCCCGACAGCCACCACGACCAUGUCCUGGCUCGUUUUCUUACUCGGAUGAAGAUGAUUUAGACGAUGACGAUGACCUUGAUGUGGAUGAUUCAGACGUAAAACCUCCACCUGGUCUUUAUGAACUGAGCAGCGGCAAUGAUUCCUUGACCGAGAAGCCAAGUGAAUUAAGCUCAACAGGGCCCGAUUCCGAGGACUCAGACGAUCAUGACGAGUUAGUUGCAGCCAACAUGUUUGUCAACCAUUAUGCAAAUGUAAAUGAUACGCUUCGCAAAGGUCUUUCGUGGAAAAAACAAGCCAAACCUUACAUCGUACCGACCAGUAGUCAUCAAAACAUCUACGCUACCAGUACGUCAAUUCGAGCACCUCCUUCACAUCCUCCUCCGCCAAAUCCAACUUCAGCAGCCACAUCCAGUCGUUCGGCUUACAAACAACUUCCUUAUCCUCCACCGCCUCCAUUGCCACCGAUGAUACAAUCGACAACAGUUUCCAAAGUUCCUACGCCACCGCCAUCAUCUCCUUUGGCACCAUCGACUUCAUCACAUCAUGGUUCCAAUUACAACAUAACAUCAAAUCAACAGCCGCAAUCAUCAUUGUCCAAAUUUACGACAGGUUCAUCAGCAUCGCAAUCAUCUAUCAAUAGGAUCGGCUUCCCAAAUCGUCCGCCGCCUCCAGCUCCAGCUCCACCCAGUUAUCUUUCUGCAUUGAACGGAGACAACGAAGUGGACAACACCGUAUCGUCAAAUCAACCACAAUCAAAUGUUGGUAACAACAACAAUACAAAUAAUUCCAACAGCAGCAACAAUGCAUUGAACGGAGGAAGGAUCAUCGUAAAUAACAUGGCAGGCAGUAGGGCACCGCUACCAGGUUUCUCUUCGUUUGUGUAAAUACAUGUUCUUGACACCUUGACAAAGCCAAUUGUAAAUAACAUUGAUUUAUUUGCUUCCAUAUCGCAUUGUAAUGUUUUCUCAUUAUCAUUGUC
This is a messenger RNA of Dermatophagoides pteronyssinus (European house dust mite), 7179 nucleotides long. RefSeq names its product sidekick cell adhesion molecule (gene sdk). Gene Ontology annotation, molecular function: protein binding. The record is from RefSeq and is a predicted model, not a curated record. NCBI's taxonomy places the organism in Eukaryota, Metazoa, Arthropoda, Arachnida, Sarcoptiformes, Pyroglyphidae.